UGACGCUGAGCAUGCGCCAAGCCAAUCCAGCCCGAACUUCGCGUCGAUGUGCACUCAGUCUCUUCCCGCCGCUUCCUCUGUCGCCCACAUUAUGACCUCGCGAAGAUGGGAUGAAUGCGGGUGCUCCGAGCCACACAUCCUUCCGGAGAGCGCCCCAUCCACGGCGUAUUUGGCGCCCCUUGCUCCAUCCACUCCUCUAUGCUCAAAGGACGGGCACCCGGCUCCGCUUGUGGAUAACGACGCCUACCCUCGCCCCCUCUGAGAAGAGCCAACGCGAUCACUAAUGCUGACAGACCCCGACCAAUCACGCUCCUUCACCAAGCACUGCUUGAGCGGCCAGGUCACGCUGUCGUCCUUCAGGGGCUGGUUUCGAGUCUUGGCGCGGGCGUCUGCCCCCAGACCCCCCACAGCACUGCCACUGCUGUGGGGGUGCGUGGGGGUAUAAAGAGACUAUCUGGAGAGCGGGGGAAAGACUCAGGAUCUUGUCCGUGCGUCCGUGCAUCCAAAGCUACAGCCAUGGUCAACCUCCGCCGCAUUGAAGACCGCCCGACGCCGCAGGAGGUGUACAACUGGCGGGUGUAUGCCAAUGCUAUUAUUGCCGCGUGGGGUGCUGUGGCCGGAUACGACUCGGCCUUCAUCGGGACCUCGAUCAGCUUGACGAGCUUCAAGUCCGAGUUCGGCAUGCUGCACAAGUCGACGACCGAGCUCAACCUCAUCUCGGCCAACAUCGUCUCCGUCUUCCAAGCAGGAUGCUUCUUCGGCGCGUUUGCCGGCUACGGCUUUGGCUACUUCCUGGGGCGCAAGAUCGGCCUGAUCAUCGCCAGCGGCAUCUUCGUCGCCGGCGCUGCCCUGCAAUGCGCCGCGUCUUCCUCCACCGGUCUGGGGCUCAUGUACGCCGGCCGCGUCAUCGUCGGUGUCGGUGUCGGGAUUGCGUCCAACCUCGCUCCGAUCUACAUUGCCGAAAUCUCGCCCCCUGCGAUCCGUGGGCGACUGAUUGGCCUGUACGAGCUGUGCUGGCAGACGGGUGGUGUGGUCGGGUUCUGGAUCAACUACGGUGUCACGCAGCAUAUCCCGCCCAGUCGCAAGCAGUGGUUGAUCGCGUUCGCCGUUCAGCUGGUGCCCGGUGGCAUUCUCUUCCUUGGCGCCCUGUUCUUGGUCGAAUCUCCCCGGUGGCUCGCGAUGAAAGACCGCAGCGGCCAAGCGUUACGCAACUUGUGCGUCCUGCGCAACCUCCCUGCGGAUGCGCCGUACGUCGUGGAAGAGCUCGCGGAGAUCGAGGCUGGUAUCGUCCACGAACGGAGCCUGGCCGGCGCCGGAUUUUUCGGGCCCAUGUUCUCGGUCUUCCGCAGCCCUGCUCUGAUCUACAGGCUCCUUCUGGCAUGCUCCCUGUUCGUUUGGCAGAACGCUACAGGCGUGAAUGCAGACUUAUUAUAUGGGCGUGUCAAACGGGCAUGUCCCGCCAAGCGGAGUUUGAAUUUGGCUUGGCGGGCAUUUGAUGGCGGGCAUGGGCAUGGGCAUGGCUUGUGCCCAACUUUUUUAAUCUUAGGACAUGGUUUGGUGUCGGACGGACGCUGCGGACAUCGCGCUGUUGCCGUGUUGGUCGUUCUGCGAUCGGUCAAGUCCAGAUCGGCACUGGUGGUGAUGUAAGGCUUCCCACGCUAAUCAACCUUCGUCGUCGCCGUCGGGUGGCCUCAGAGGAAUGUUGAAUUGUUAAUAGACUAAUAUGAGAUAUUGUACGAGUCAAUGAACAAUAUAACAACCUAUUUCUUUC
This is a messenger RNA of Mycena citricolor, 1771 nucleotides long. The record is from the annotation of a GenBank genome assembly. Lineage: Eukaryota; Fungi; Basidiomycota; Agaricomycetes; Agaricales; Mycenaceae.